AUGUCAGAGUUGAGUAAGAGAAUGAAGGCCCUGGAGGCCGAAGAAUUCCUAUUAAACCAUAAUCCGAACAGAACGACGCUGUUUCCAAUAGUAUACCCAGAUUUCUGGGAGUGGUACAAGAAGGCGCAGGCGUCGUUUUGGACAGCUGAGGAAAUAGACUUCUCAAUGGACAUGGUACACUGGAACAAGCUGACGAAGGACGAACACCACUUCAUAUCAAACGUGUUAGCCUUUUUUGCAGCAAGUGACGGAAUCGUGCUUGAGAACUUGGCGCUGAAGUUCCUCAGAGAUGUUAAGUUGCCGGAAGCACAGAGCUUCUACUCCUUCCAAAUAGCAGUUGAAAACAUACACUCGGAGACAUAUAGUCUACUAAUAGAGAAUUACAUCAAGGACGAGGCGGAAAAAAACAGACUAUUCAUGGCAAUAGAAACUAUCGAUGCGGUGAAGGACAAGGCGAACUGGGCCAAAAAAUGGAUCACGGACGAUAAUUCGUUUGCAGAGAGAAUAGUAGCAUACGCCGCAGUCGAAGGUAUCUUGUUUAGUGGGAGCUUCUGCGCACUCUUCUGGCUGAAAAAAAGAGGACUGAUGCCAGGGCUCACCUUCAGCAACGAGCUGAUAGCGAGAGACGAGGGGCUUCACGCGGAUUUUGGCUGCUACAUAUACCAAAAUUUAAAGCAUAAAUUACCGCAGGAGGCAGUGCAGCAGAUAAUUAAGGAGGCAGUGGUGGUGGAGAGGAGUUACAUAUGUGACUCGCUGCCCUGCGAUUUGAUAGGAAUGAACUCACCUCUAAACAAAUUUUUUCUAGAGCUCAUGACCCAGUACAUCGAGUUUGUGGCCGACAGGCUGCUUAAAGCACUGGGCGUCGACCCAGUGUACAACGUAACAAACCCAUUCGACUGGAUGGACCUGAUUUCAGUGCAAGUAAGUCGAGUGUGCGGUCUAAUGAUUCUUAAGGGGAAAACCAACUUCUUUGAGAAGAGAGUUGGAGAGUAUCAAAAGGCGGGGAUCAUGGCGAAAAAGGUUGAACAGAAGUUCACAACGAACGACUUGGAGUUUUAG
Theileria orientalis strain Shintoku is the source of this 1059-nucleotide messenger RNA. RefSeq names its product ribonucleotide reductase R2 subunit/ribonucleoside-diphosphate reductase small chain. The transcript has 5 exons. Bases 1 to 1059 code for a protein of 352 amino acids. Gene Ontology annotation, biological process: deoxyribonucleotide biosynthetic process. Gene Ontology annotation, molecular function: oxidoreductase activity. The record is from RefSeq and is a predicted model, not a curated record. NCBI's taxonomy places the organism in Eukaryota, Apicomplexa, Aconoidasida, Piroplasmida, Theileriidae.